Molecule: messenger RNA, 2393 nt
Organism: Nilaparvata lugens (brown planthopper)
Lineage: Eukaryota; Metazoa; Arthropoda; Insecta; Hemiptera; Delphacidae
Product: piggyBac transposable element-derived protein 3-like
Exons: 2
Coding region: 8-1840 (610 amino acids)
Molecular function (GO): sequence-specific DNA binding
Source: RefSeq, a predicted model, not a curated record
ACUUCUUAUGAGUGAUUGUGCUUCUACAAUGACCGAUCGAAAUCAUAAUCGCUAUGACUCAUCAAAUCUGAACUGUAUACGGUUGACGGACUUGACCCUGCAAGAAGCCAUUGAUAUUUUGGAGUGUGAUGAUGCAGAUGAUGUCCAGGGUAUUUUCAUUGAGCCACCCGCACCCAACAUUGAUACUGAUGAGGACUCGGGGGAUGAGGAUGGGGGAGGAUAUGUUGAUAAUCUCACAGGACGACAGUUAACUAGUCAAGUUGAAGUUGUAACAAAUAGCAGAAAUGAUACAUCAGUUCUUGAUAAUACUUUCGAAGAUUUGAGCAGUUCUACUGUAGUAAAAAAUAGUAAAAAGUUGAAGAAAGAAGAUUGGAAAGAUGAAGAUUUGCCACAGAAGGAUGUUUUUUUUCCAGAGCCAAAUUAUGUACCUUAUCGGGAUAAGUCUCCAGUUGAAUUAUUUGAAAUGUUUUUUGAUGACGAAAUAAUAAAGCUAUUCAUAGAUGAAUCAUUGAAGUAUGCUCUUUUCAAGAAUUGUAAAGAUCCAAAAAUUACGUCAAAAGAAUUGAAAGUAUUUCUUGCUAUUUUAUUCCUAUCUGGCUACAAUCAGCUUCCGAGUAAACGAUCUUAUUGGGAUGAAAAGAAAGAUAUGAGAAAUGAGAUUGUCGUGGAUUCUAUGAGACGAGACAGGUUUUUAGAAAUUUGUCGUUUUCUUCAUUGUCAAGACAACAACAAUAUUAACAGAAAUGAUAAAAUGUGGAAGCUGAGGCCACUGAUGAACUUACUGCAGAAGAAGUGUAUUGCUCAUUUUCAGCCUGAGGAGAACCUUUCAUUUGAUGAGUCUAUGGUAGCUUACUUUGGUAAACACUCCUGCAAGCAAUUUAUCAGGGGGAAGCCUAUCAGAUUUGGUUACAAAGUCUGGUGUCUGAAUACAGUGUCUGGAUAUUUGAUCAAUUUUGAAAUUUAUCAGGGAAAAAAUCCAUUUGGUAAUGAGGUUUAUGAAAAAGAAUUCGGUAAAUGUGCAGCACCAUUAUUAAAAAUGAUUGAUGAAAUCCCAGAUGACAAAAAAAAUUUACAUUUUAAAUUUUAUUGUGAUAACCUCUUCACAAGCGUGAAACUGAUGGUGCACUUGAAAGAGAGAGGGUAUGAUGUAACUGGAACACUGCGAGAGAAUAGAGUACCGAAGGAAUGUGGGCUGACUCAUUCUAAGUCAUUGAAAAAGAAGGAAAGAGGUUUCUAUGAGAAGAGAUCAACUCAGUCAGUUGGGAUGAUUGUACGUUGGGUUGAUAAUUCAGUUGUUACUGUUGGGUCCACCUGCUAUGGAGUAGAGCCGCUCAUCCAUACUCAGAGGUAUUGUAAAGCAGCUAAAGGGAGAGUUCGUGUACAACAGCCAAAUGCUAUAAAGCAGUACAACAAGUUCAUGGGCGGAACCGAUCGAAUGGAUGAGAAUCUCUCAUAUUAUCGAAUUGGUGUGAGAUCAAAAAAGUGGUAUUGGCCACUUCUAACUUGGAUGAUGGAUGUUGUAAUGCAUAAUAGUUGGGUAUUAGCAAGGAAAUCUGGCUGUUCCAUUUCUCAGUUGGAUUUUCGGAGAGAGAUUGUGAAUUGCUAUUUAACGAAAUUUGGUAAUCCACGAGCUGGAAUUGGACGACCAUCUAUUUCCAAAUUCGGUGACAAUAAUUGUAGAGUCAGCAAUGAUAUAAGACUAGAUGAUUCGGGUCACUUGGCUAGAGAUUGCAACCGGCGCAGAUGUGCUGGUGAAUGCAAAGGUACAGUGAGAAGUGAAUGUAUCAAAUGUGAUGUAGGCCUCUGUCUAAAAUGUUUUGUUCCUUUCCACUCCAAAUAAAAAAGAGCAUAACUGUCAUUUGAAUAUAUAUAAUAAUUCGUAUAUGAAUGACUGAUAAUUCGAAAUAAUUUCACUUCUAUUAGUAAAAUUACUAUAGAUUACUACUAUACAGUGAAUACUAUAAAAACAAUUUUGAACUCUAAUUGAAAGCUUAUUUUGUUUCUAUAAUAUAUAUAUUUUUUUUGUCUCUAUAUCAUAUAUAUUUGGUCUUUAUCAUAUAUUUGUAACAUUGAAUGACAUAAUAAAUAAUUAUUAUUACCAUCAGAUUUUUUAUUUGUAUUCUCAAGAGAAUGUAUUAUCUAUUACUGGAUAGUUCAGUGCUGAACGGUUCUUGAACGGAGCUCUCUAGUUCAGCUGUAGGCUGUGUGCAUGUAUUUAGCUUUUGACCCCGGUAGCGCCUAGUGUGUCCAUAUGAUCACAUGCCAUAUCUUGAAAACCAAUGAGUGUAAUAUGUUGAAAUUCUAGAAACAGUAUUCUUUUUAUACCUACAUCAAAUUCUGAGAGUAUCAUGAGAAAUGAGAGUAAAAAAAAACUCCGGCGCUAAAGGGUUAAG